Molecule: messenger RNA, 867 nt
Organism: Periophthalmus magnuspinnatus
Lineage: Eukaryota; Metazoa; Chordata; Actinopteri; Gobiiformes; Gobiidae
Gene: mettl5
Product: methyltransferase 5, N6-adenosine
Exons: 7
Coding region: 145-771 (208 amino acids)
Biological process (GO): rRNA methylation
Molecular function (GO): nucleic acid binding; rRNA (adenine-N6-)-methyltransferase activity
Source: RefSeq, a predicted model, not a curated record
GUGUAAAGUCGGAAUGUUUUUGUUGCACGCAAGGCGGAAAUUUACUUAACUGGCUUUGGGUCAUGGAUCUAUUAAAAUAAGUCGGUUUCAGUUGGGUUGCUGAUCUUGUACAUACUAGGCAUUUAUAUACCUACUGAAAUAGUCAUGAAACUCAAGGAAUUGGAAAGUUGUUUGCAACAAGUCGACACAUUUGAAACACCCAAAGUAUUCCUUGAACAGUAUCCAACUAGCCCCCACAUUGCAGCAUGUAUGCUUUACACAAUUCAUAGUACGUUUGAUGACAUUGAAGGGAAACUGGUAGCGGAUUUAGGAUGUGGGUGCGGCGUUCUGAGCAUUGGAGCAGCUGUGCUUGAAGCAGGAUUUUGUGUUGGUUUUGACAUCGAUCACGACGCUUUGGAGAUAUUUAGGCGAAACGCUGAGGAAUUUGAGAUUUCCAACUUAGACCUCGUUCAGUGUGACUUGUGUAGUUUGGAGAUGGAGGCAUAUUCCUCCAAAUUUGACACGGUAAUCAUGAAUCCACCAUUUGGAACAAAACACAAUCAAGGUAUAGAUAUGAAAUUCCUGAAGAAUGCCUUAAUGUUAGCAAAGAACACUGUGUAUUCACUUCACAAAACAUCUACACGAGAGCACAUACAGAAAAAGGCAUAUGAUUGGGGUGUUAAAAUGGAAGUAAUAGCAGAAUUACGAUAUGAUUUACCAGCAUCUUACAAGUUUCACAAAAAGAAAUCGGUGGAUAUCCAGGUGGAUUUCUUAAGAUUCUCCAAAUCUUGAAAGUGGCAAUGGAAUGGAUUAAAGUAAUUUGACUUUUGUGGUUUGUUAUAAAUGUUUUACAAAUAAAAAAACUCUUUUGAGUGGUUUUCAUAACUU